Messenger RNA from Camelus dromedarius (Arabian camel), 1987 nucleotides. RefSeq names its product ecotropic viral integration site 2B (gene EVI2B). Gene Ontology annotation, biological process: positive regulation of neutrophil differentiation; regulation of stem cell division. Lineage: Eukaryota; Metazoa; Chordata; Mammalia; Artiodactyla; Camelidae. The record is from RefSeq and is a predicted model, not a curated record. The coding region runs from base 196 to 1548 and encodes 450 amino acids. The transcript is spliced from 2 exons.
UAUUGCACUUCCGGAACCAACUACAGAUAAACUUCCUCUUUUUCUACAGAAACCAUCUCGGUUUGCUAGAGGACCAUUUAUAAUCUGAAUUAAACCACUCCUUUUGCUUUCUUAGCCAAAUCACCAAAAUGUCCAGUUAGAGCAAGAAUUUAGCAUUCUGCAAAAGAAGUUAAAGCUGAGAGGAAACAUUCUGAAAUGGAUGCCAAAUAUUUCAUCUUAAUUUUGUUUUGUGGACACCUGAACAAUGUAUUUUUCUCGGAGACAGAGGCGAUUACAACAGAGAAGGAACAACAGUCUACUUUAUUUAGAUCAUCAAUGCCAUAUGUCUCCACUAAUUCUCAAGGUACAACAGAGAAUCCUUUGGGUCAACGAACGCAAUUCAACAACCUUUCCUCUGGACAACCAAUAUCAACUGCUAAAGCUGCUGCUGGACAACCAACGCCAGCUGCCUAUGCCUCUUCUGAGAAACCAGCAGCAUCCACUUCUGCUGGACAACCGCUUGCCCAUAAUGUCACCAGAAAACCAAUACCAAUGGCCAACGCCUCCUUCCCAGGAACAGCCAUACCUGUGUUCACCUCUGCCAGACAACUAUCAUCAUCUGACCAUACUUCUACCAGACAACCACCACCAUUUGACUAUACUCCCCCUCAACAACCAUCAUCUAUGCACACUUCUAGAAAAUUAACACCAACGACUGCUCAUAAUCUAGCCACAAAACCAAAACGAGCUAUCAGAAGUACACCAGGAUUCAUCCUAGAAACUAUCAGUAACAAAAUUACCCCAAAGAGUACCAAUUCUAAUUCAAUAGCUGCCAUAUUAAUUGGUGUAAUUAUGACUUCUAUGUUGGUAGCUAUAAUCAUGAUUGUAUUAUGGAAAUGCUUGCGAAAACCAGUGUCAAACGACCAAAAUUGGGCAGGUAGGUCUCCAUUUGCUGAUGGUGAAACCCCUGAUAUGUGUUUGGAUGACAUCAGAGAAAAUGAAGUAUCUACAAAACGUACAUCAAUUAUUUCACUUAUGGCCUGGAAACCAAGCAAAAGCACGCUUUUAGCAGAUGAUUUAGAAAUUAAGUUGUUUGAAUCAAGUGAGAACAUUGACGAUUCCAAAAACCCCAAAACAGAGAAAAUAAAAGAUCAAGCAAAUGGUACAUCAGAGGAUAGUGCUGAUGGAUCAACAGAUGGCACUGCAGUUUCUUCUUCAGAUGAUGUAGAUCUGCCUCCACCGCCUCCUCCCCUUCCUGAUUUGGAAGGGCAGGAGAGUAACCAAUCUGACAAUCUCACAAUGACAACUGUAUCUCCUCUUCCAAGUGAUUCUACCAAUUUCCCACCACCUCUGGACUGUCUCCAUCAAGUCUGUGAAGAUCAUAACUCUGAGGUCAAACAGUCAUUUCCACCUCCCCCUGACUCACCUAACUUGCCCCUGCCAUCAGCAGAUUUUGUGAAAAACCAGGAAGAUUCCAACGAGAUCCAGUGUCAGGAGUUUCCUACUCCUCCUGACUCUGAUCAGGAUCUCAAUGAAUCCCUGCCACCUCCAUCUGCAGAACUGUUAUAAAUAUUACAACUUUCUUUUCAGCUGAUUUUCCAUUCUUCUCCAAGGACUUUAUCUUUUGUUUUUCUUCACGUGAUGAACUAUAUUAAAUGGCACCUGGUAGCCAAUUUUGAUUUUUAUUCAGGAACUACCUGAAAUCUGCUCAAAGCCCAUAUGCGUAAGCAGAAUUUUUAAAAAUUAUGUAACAGUGAUCUAUUGACUGGCUAUAGGACCUAACUUUUAAGUAUAGUACAUUUACAUAUGUGGAUGGUAUGUGUAUCAAUAUGGUAUGUAUUAUCAAUAACUAAACCAUUUUGGAAAUAAGCAAUCUACAUAUACUUAUUAUUACCCAAAAGAUUUUUUUUCCCUGAAAAGCUGUGAAUAAAUAAAAUUUUAUUUUUCCACUUCAAAGUUUGAGGGGGGAGGUGAGAAUUUAAAUACACACUUCAAGUUCUAAACAAAA